Molecule: messenger RNA, 670 nt
Organism: Owenia fusiformis
Lineage: Eukaryota; Metazoa; Annelida; Polychaeta; Sabellida; Oweniidae
Source: the annotation of a GenBank genome assembly
CAUCGUUUUAUGUGUAUGUACAAAAAUGGCGGUCGUAUUAAAUUUUGAAAAUCUUGAUAUUUAUAUAGAUUCCUCUGCAUCUGUGCAGGUUGUACCAUAUACAAGACCUGACAACAUUGAUGCACUCACGAUAGACUUGGAAUAUUUGUAAAGUAGGAUGAGUUUUCUAAUAAGAGCUACAAACAGAAUCAUAUCCACAACUUGCUCCCCUAAUAAACCACCUAGUUUCCUGCUAAGGAACUUGUACAGUAGUGAUAAAUAUUCAGGUUCUGUUCCCAUUGAUAAAGUCAAGAUAUCAUUCUCAAGGAGUAGCGGACCUGGUGGACAACAUGUGAAUACAACAAAUUCUAAAGUUGAAGUACGGUUUCAUAUUCAAUCAGCUGAUUGGUUAACCGAUGACUUAAAAUUGAAAUUGAUGAAGCAAGAAUCGGGUCGUAUAACCAAAGAUGGUUUCAUUAUUGUAACGUCACAGAUAUCGAGAAAACAAAAUAUAAAUCAGACGGAUUGUUUGAACAAAAUUGAGAACAUGAUCAAAAAUGCUGCCGUAGAAGAAAAGGAGCCAGAUGAACUAACAAAAGAGCGUCACAGGAAAAGAAAGGAGAAAAUCAAACAAGAAACCUUGAGGAAAAAGAGAGAAAUUUCGAUGAAAAAACAAUGGAGAAGAAUGUAA